GGGAAGUAAUCUAUACUAAACAGACAUUUUCGAUGAAUGCUUUAUAAAUAGCUGUCUACAUUUCUGGGGUUGCAGAAUAUUGGAUGUCAAGGGUAAUUAGAUUCUGAUGUCAGACUACAUUGCACCAGUGGGAGCUUCUCUACUACCUCAUAUUGGAGGAAUCUUAGGUGGUUUUGUAACAAAAAAGAACAUGAAAACAUGGUUUGAACAUUUAGAAAAACCUUCAUGGAAACCACCUAACUGGGUAUUUGGUCCAGUCUGGACAACGUUAUACACUAGUAUGGGAUAUGCCUCGUACAUGGUGUGGAGAGAUGGUGGUGGUUUUAAUGGUGAAGCAACAAUACCACUUGCUUUAUAUGGUUCACAGCUUGCACUUAACUGGGCUUGGUCGCCAAUCUUUUUUGGUGCUCAUAAAAUAGGAGCUUCUUUAAUUCUGCAAGGAUUUCUAUGGGGAACAGCAGGUGCUUGUGGAUACGCCUUUGGAACUGUCAAUAGAGCAGCUGGUUUUUUAUUCAUUCCAUAUAUGGCAUGGUUGACAUUGGCAACAGCUUUAACAUACAGGAUAUGGAAAGACAAUAAAGAUAAAAUAGAUUAAUUUAUGAUAUUGCCCUAAUAUAAUGAUAAAUGUGAUUUUAGAAAAGAAAAAAAAAGCAUAUAAAGAAACUGUCUUGUUGAAACUUUUAGUGCAGGUAUUUUAAAAUCAUGCCAACUCAUUGUAAACAUUAAUGCAAAUUCUCAUUGUUUAACUUACAGCCCUUUCACUUGUUAUCGCAUGUGUUUUCUUGCACAAAACACACAAGCUGUACUGCAUGUAUCAUAAAAACAUAAUGCUCAUCAAUAAACCAUGAAAAUGAGUUCAAGGUCAAAUGAACCCUGCCAGACAGGCAUCUCAACAUUGUCAUAACUGUAUAGAUCAACGAUAGCUGACCAUUUAAUUAAACUAACUAAGGAAUUGAUCAAUAAAACGUUAAAACAAUCAGAUAAACCCGGACAGAUAAACGUGUACAUCAAACAAUGAUUUUAGAUAUCUCUUGAUUUUGAUGUAAUACUGAAAAAAAAAUGGCCUAAUCUCAAGAAUAUAACGCUGAUCGAUGAACCAUGAAAAUGAGGGGUCAGAUGAACAAGUCAGACAAAAAUUUAUAUCAAAAAUGUUUUAUAGAUCGAAUAGCCUUUACUUGUUACUUACGGUUCUUAAGAAACUCAAUGUAUGACGAAAACCUAAAAUUUAUCAAUGAACGACAAAACAAAGGUCAAGUUCAGGUGAACCCUGUAGGGUAAAAUGUACAACAUACAUUUUUUCUAUAGUCUAAAUAUGGUUGACUUCUUACAUAAAGUACUUGCGAAACUGACUAAAUAGUUGAACAAUGAAGCACUUAAAUGAAGUAAAUGAAGAUGAACCCUAUCAUACGGACGUUUCGACUUUAAAAUGAUUCUUAAAACCAGAUAGUUGAUAGAGAAACUCACAUCUGCAUGAAAACUGUAUGUUGAUCACUAAACAAUGGAAUUAGGACAAUGUCAGGUAAACCCUGUCUGAUAGAUAUGCACACCUUACAAGAAUUCUUUAAAUCAAAUAUAGUUGAAGAAUUACUCAUAGUUAGUGAAAAGAUCAGGGAAUUUCAAACAUAUGUGAGACAUAGGGAUUACUAUCCAGCUGCGGUGUAAAUUAUUUGUAUUAAGCUUUAUAUUUCAGAAGGUGGAAGAUCUGUAUGCUUCAUACUUGUAUGCAGAUACCUUUUUUCCGAAGUUUUAGUCUGUCAUAAGUCCAUUGUCUUUGACCUCAUUUACAUAGUUCAGGGAAUACUUGAAAAAAAUUGCAGUUUUUUUGUUGUGUGAAUUUCUCACUUAUUAUGAGUAAUAUGAUAACUAUUUAUGGUAUAUGAGGGGCCUGAUGGGUUAUUUUCGUUCUUCGUGAUCGGCGUAUUUUCGCUAUCGUGAUCCGUUUUUCUACAGAUUUAUUUUUUUUUUAUAUUUUCGUGAUCCGUGAUCAUGGAAAUUUAUUUUCUGUGAAUCGUGAUUGACAAAAAAAUCAACUCGUGAAUCAUGAUGAGACCCCCCCCAUCAGGCCCCUCGUAUAUGGGUUCCUUUCAACGUCUACAUGUCCAUCAUACAGGGUUUACCUGACCCCACCUCAUUUCAUGGAUCAGCGAUCAAGGUUAAAAUUACGUGAUUAUGUGCAUUUCUCAGAUACUAUAAGCAGUAGGUCUACUAUAGGUGGUGUAUGGAAUGUAAGGGGUACAUGUUAGUCUGGCAGGUUUCAUCAUGCAUUUACCUCAUUUUGAUGGUUCAUUGGUCAAUGUUAAGUUUUUAUGCUUUGAUCUGUUUUUCGAAUACUAAUAGUAAAAGGUUAGAUAUA
Mytilus californianus (California mussel) is the source of this 2353-nucleotide messenger RNA. Its product is annotated as translocator protein-like. The coding region runs from base 107 to 595 and encodes 162 amino acids. NCBI's taxonomy places the organism in Eukaryota, Metazoa, Mollusca, Bivalvia, Mytilida, Mytilidae. The transcript has 4 exons. The record is from RefSeq and is a predicted model, not a curated record. Gene Ontology annotation, cellular component: mitochondrial outer membrane.